GCUCUCUAUUCGAAGCUGCAAAACCCUAUGGCUCGACGAAGCGUUGGGGAACGACAAGCCGAAGCCAAUAAGAUUGGUUCUUUUGAGAGAUCGUUUAAGAGUACUAGGCAAAGGAAACUUUACCUGUUACGUCUGUUAAUGAAGCAAUUCAAAGCGGUGCAAGAAUUGCUCAAUGAUAUCGCAAUUCUGCCUCACUCAAACACCGAGUUAUCUGCAAAGGAAACUUCAUCUAGCAGUUCAAGAACAACUUCUUGGAUGAAGAAUGAGAUUGGCAUGCACAAACAACUCUCUGCUGUCUCUAGAACUAGAAACUCAUCAGCAAUGUCCUUGACCGCAAACGAACGGCUUUUGGAGUAGCUAGCAAACCAUGUUUGUGAAUUAGAUGAAUCCUGUCUCAUAUCUGAUUGCAUAUCUCUGUAAAUUUUUGUUUUUGUCGCCAUGAAUGUUUUUUAUGAUGAAAUUGUAGCAAACAAGAACUAUUUGGUGGGUUUUGAUUUAAGAAUUGAUCAGUAGGAAGAGGAA
Arabidopsis lyrata subsp. lyrata is the source of this 522-nucleotide messenger RNA. RefSeq lists its product as uncharacterized. The coding region runs from base 28 to 357 and encodes 109 amino acids. The transcript is spliced from 2 exons. Lineage: Eukaryota; Viridiplantae; Streptophyta; Magnoliopsida; Brassicales; Brassicaceae. The record is from RefSeq and is a predicted model, not a curated record.